This is a messenger RNA of Sinocyclocheilus grahami, 814 nucleotides long. Its product is annotated as protein disulfide-isomerase TMX3-like. NCBI's taxonomy places the organism in Eukaryota, Metazoa, Chordata, Actinopteri, Cypriniformes, Cyprinidae. The transcript has 7 exons. The coding region runs from base 88 to 693 and encodes 201 amino acids. Gene Ontology annotation, cellular component: endoplasmic reticulum; cell surface. The record is from RefSeq and is a predicted model, not a curated record.
GAAUUUCUUGAUGGUGAUUUGUCUUCCUGGAUAAAUCGAGAACGUUUUCCCUCUUACUUCCAAAUUGAUAGCUUCAGUCUGUACCAGAUGGGAGAACUAAGUAAACUUGUGGCACUGGCAGUAGUAGAUGAGAAGAAUCCAUCUGAAGAAAGCGUUCGUUACAAAACUCUGAUGGAAACUCUGUCAACUGAAUACAGAGAUCAUUACAAAAGUGAUUACCAGUUUGGUUUUAUGGAUGGUAAUGAAUAUAUCAAUGGUUUAAUUAUGGGAGAAGUUGAGAUGCCCUCCAUCAUUGUGUUAAAUAUGACCAUUGAUGGAUACUGUCUACCAGAAAGUAAGAUCGAGACCAUUGAGGAUUUACUUCGCUUCUUAAACAGUGUUCUGGAUGGCAGUGCAAAGCUACUAGGGGGAAAUGGAUUUUUGCAGCACGCUAAGAGAUCUCUCUAUAAAGCUAAGUCUACUGUGGUGUCGAUGUUCCAGGCAGCUCCAUUCUUCUCCUGUUUUGUGUUUGGACUACCAGUGGGUAUAGCUGUGCUGGUUAUAUGGGCUACAUGUACUGCUGUACCAGCGGAUGAUGAGAAACCCGUGGAAGGAGCUACAGCAAGUCCUGUUUUGGAUGCACAUGGGAAGAAGGCAAUAGAAUUGCAGCCUGACAGUACAGAAAAAACCUCAGAAGCAAAGAAAGAAGAUUAACAUGGACUGUUGACAUAGUAUCAUGUUAAUCUUUACCAUGUCAUCACAUGUAUUACUGUUUUCCCCCUUUUUAUAAAUCAUCUUCCCAGUGUACAGUAUAUUGUGGUUGGUUUAUUUAUCA